This is a messenger RNA of Brenthis ino (lesser marbled fritillary), 675 nucleotides long. The record is from the annotation of a GenBank genome assembly. Lineage: Eukaryota; Metazoa; Arthropoda; Insecta; Lepidoptera; Nymphalidae.
AUGAUGGCAAACAAAGAAGAGGAUGAGACAUUUCAAGAAAAUGACGUUUAUAUUAACCCCGAAGAUGGGAUGCCUAAUAUUCAUCCUAAUAUUGCUAAUUUAGUCCAAGAAAGCGAUUGCCUAAGUGAAAUGAAUGAAUUUGAUGACUUGCCUAAAUCUGUGAUCGUAACAAAUAUUCAUAGUGAUGUAUUUGCUGAUGAAAAAUUAAAAAAAGAAUUGGAAGAUAUCUUUCGUAAAUUUUCGGAUAAUAUAUCGUUUCACUGGUUACGAAGUUUUAAGCGCUUACGUGUUAAUUUUGAUAGCCCUCUUGCAGCGGCUAGCGCUCGUGUUCAACUACAUCAGUACCAAUUUUAUAAUUCUUGCAUUAAUUGUUAUUUCGCUCAACCUGUAACACCAAUAUCUCUUAAAAACUUAAGGCCCCCUGCUCCGGUGAAACAAUUUUUGAUAUCUCCGCCUGCAAGUCCUCCUAUUGGAUGGGAACCACGAGAGGAAGGUGAACCUAUAGUUAAUCCUGACUUGUUAGCUGCUAUAGCAAGCUUAACACCAGGGGAAAGCCAUGAAUUACAUGCACCAACACCUACGCAACCUGCUAUAAUUGUACAUACUGCACUAUCAACAGAAGCAAAUUCUGAAACUGUUGGCUGCCCAAUACCACAUACUCGCUGUCCUGAAUAU